AUGACGAAUCAAAUAUUGAUAGGGAUAACAGAUUUAGAUUUUAAUUGCAGUUAUUUUGUGAAAGUCUUUCAAGAUGGUGUGAAUAAUUAUAAGCCUUCUGUAUGUCGUUCUGUUUACUUGAGGAAUGCACCACGAACUAGAAGACUUCAUGCUGCACAAGCCAAAGAAAUGGCAGAAGAUAAUGAACAAUUAUUUAAUACUAGUACUAGUGAUAAAAGUGACAUAGAAAAUGUUUUAAAGGAUCUAAGUAAUGGGUUAAUAAAGAAUCCAAAUCAACCAUUAUUUAAGGUAAUAUUUAAAAAUUUAGAGAGUUGGCCAUUUUUACCAAAUUCAUUACAACAACAGCAUACUACAAGAAUAACAAUACUUGAUUCAUCAUUUAACCCACCUACAAAUGCACAUUUAGCAUUAUUGAAAAAUUCUAUCAUCAAUACCUAUAAUGACAAGUCACAACAACAACUUUUUCAUGGAAGUUUAUUACUUUAUUCUAUAAAUAAUUCAGAUAAAAUUCUUUCAUCAUCAGAUGCAAAACCAAUUGAUAGAUUAAUUAUGAUGAAGAUUUUAGCUUCUUAUAUUAUUAAUUCACCAGAAUCGAUUAAUAAUCCAGCACUUCAAAAUAUAGCAGUUGGAGGUUAUGAUAAUGAUGAAAUAGAAAAAUUUUUUAAUAGUGAAAUUGUCAAAGAAAUCACUAAUGAUAAUAAUAACAAUGAUGAAAAAAAGAUUUUAACAAUCAUUUUAAAUGAUGAAAUUUCAAAGAUUUCUUCAACUAAAGUUAGAGAAUUAAUAAAAAAUCAGUCCGACAAAGAAUCAUUGCCCCAGGAUAAGUUUAAUGAAUUAUUAUAUGAAUU
Messenger RNA from Entrophospora candida, 848 nucleotides. The record is from the annotation of a GenBank genome assembly. Lineage: Eukaryota; Fungi; Glomeromycota; Glomeromycetes; Entrophosporales; Entrophosporaceae.